AUUUCCCUGAACGAGAGAGGGCCCCCCACCCCCUCCCCCUCCCCCCUCUCAAUAACAUGGCGCAAAGGAACGGUUGUCGCGGCCGUGUGCGCUGUUGCCGUCGUUGCCACGGUUGCCACACUUGCCGUCUUCGCUCAGGAUGGCGGCGCAGCUACAAAGACAGAGCAUCCCCACCCGCACGUAUCCUCCGACCGGCAGAUGAUUGGCGAUGCUGCAGGCCUUAUGCGAGGUUCCAAUGUCUUUAAACAGUUGCUUUCGGGUCUUCUGACAGCAACCAAAGAACACGAGGCUGGGCAGCGGGCAUCUCAGAAGACAGCUGGAGUCGGGCAGGAGAUUGCAGAGCCGGAAUUCAAGGAGGAGCAGGUAAAGCUUGAGAACGACGAAGCUUACGAAGGAGGGCCACGUCCUUAUCCUCCAAGCCGCGUUCAAGCUUCAUUCGUUCCUCCUCCUGAUGACCCGAACUUCAAACAGGAGGUCAUACAGCUGGAGAAUCCGACCGAGCACGACCAGCCGAGGGCAGAGGAGAAGGAGGAAGCGAAGGAGGUGGAGAAGAAAAGAGAACAAAGGGAUACUGCAACUAAAGUAGAGACUGGUGAGGCGGAAGUAAAAGAGGAAGAGGAGAGUCACGAGAAAAAGGUGGAGGAGCCCGCGAAGAAGGUGGAGAAGGUUGAGGAAAAGAUGGAGAAGCCAGCGGAAAAGGUGGAGAAGCCGGAGGAAAAGGUGGAGAAGUUUGAGGAAACGAUGGAGAAGCCCGCGGAAAAGGUGGAGAAGAUUGAGGAAAAGAUGGAGAAGCCCGCGGAAAAGGUGGAGAAGCCCGAGAAGAAGGUGGAGAAGCCCGCGGAAAAGGUGGAAAAGGUUGAGAUAAAAAUGGAGAAGCCCGCGGAAAAGGUGGAAAAGCUCGUGGAAAUGGUGGAGAAGCCCGCGGAAAAGGAGACACACGCAAAAAAAUUGGAGAAAUCCACUACAGAACUACAGUCACCUCACAACAAAGAAUUCGUAGUGUGCGAGACGCCUGAGUGUGCAGUAGCAGCCUCGCAGAUCUCGGAGAGUCUUGACCUUUCGACGAAUCCUUGCGAGAACUUUUACCAAUUCGCGUGUGGAGGAUGGAUGGACAAACACCCGAUCCCCGAGUCAGGAGCCACCGGCACAUUCUACGAAGCAGGAGACGUCUUGACGAAACGUCUUCGACUCAUUCUCGAGAGUCCUGUCUCACCUGGCGAGGCAGAACCUUUGCAUAUGGUAAACCGCUUCUAUGAGACUUGUAUGGACACGGAUACCAUGGACAGCCUGGGACUUCAACCCUUAGUCACAAGCCUCAGUAACCAAGGAGGCUGGCCCAUGGUUACCGACGGCUGGGACCCCGCCGCCUUCAACCUGGCUUCUGCUCUCGUGCACCUCCGCUCCAUCAACGUAUAUCCGAUCUUUGGCGUGGGCGUCGACGCGAAUGUCUACAACGUCUCCGGAAGGGUUAUUUACGUGCAAGCAGGCACGGUGCCCCUCGGGAUAUCACUCAUGGCCCAGGCCAACGACGCCGUGCUGACCGCCUACCGCACCUACAUGACAGACGCGGCCAAGGAACUGCGUCAGGAGUUGGGGUCGAGUGUUACCGACGAAGAGAUAGCGACGCAGGUGCAGGAGGUGGUCGACUUCGAGAUCGCUUUUGCCAAGAUGGUGAUAGUGGCAGCUGGCGCAUCGACAGACAGCGGUUGGGAAACGAGCGUAGCUGGAAUUCAGGCUGACCUUGAUGACGGUGUUCCUGGGCAGUUUAACUUCCUAGCCUUCAUGAAGGAGAUGUUCACCAACACGGAGGUUAUGAUCAACGAGGACGAGCCUAUUAUCUCCUUCAAGAGUACGUUCUUCGCGAACUUAACUACCUUGCUGGCUGACACGCCCCCGCACACUAUCGCCAACGCCAUCGGCUGGUGGUGGGUGUACGACAUUGGGCAAGAGACGACCUACGCCAUGAGGAACAUCAGCUUCAACUUCCAGCAGGCGUUGACGGGCGCGACGGAGCCGACGCCGAGGUGGGAGCACUGCCUCCCCCAGGCCAAUUACAACCUGGGAUUCGCUCUCUCCAGGGCCUACAUCGAUAGGUUCUUCCCCGCGACGGCCAAGGAUGAGACAAGCGAGCUGGUGGAGGACCUUCGCGCGGCCUUCAACUCUCUCCUGGACGAGAACACGUGGAUGCUGGCGGAGGACCUGGCCGUCGCGAGGGAGAAGCUGGCGGCGAUCGACCCCUUCGUCGCUUAUCCGGAAUGGAUCAUGGACGACGCCGAACUCACCAACGGAUACGAGGAUCUGGAAAUAUUAUCCGGAAAGGAGUACGAUAAUUUAUUGGCAAUUGGCAACUGGUUCAACAGGAAUUCGCUCGCGUCGCUGAGAGAAGUGCCUGAGCAUUCAUUCCUUUUUCCUCCAACGGUGGUCAACGCGUUUUACAACCCUCAGGAAAAUACAAUUACCAUACUCGCCGGGAUUCUACAGACGCCCUUCUACGCCCACAACACCCUCGCCGCCCUUAACUACGGAGGCAUCGGCAUGGUCAUCGGGCACGAGAUGACCCAUGGCUUCGAUAACACAGGGCGUCUCUUCGACAAGCAAGGAAACCUGGUUCAGUGGUGGAGCGACGAAACCAUUGUAGCUUAUGAAGAGCGUGCAAAGUGCUUCGUUGACCAAUACAAUGGCUAUAUUCCACCUGAACUCAUCGAAGCCGGCUUGAACAUCUCGGUGGACGGCCUACAAACGGAAGGCGAGAACAUAGCAGACAACGGCGGGAUCAGAGAAGCAUAUAAAGCCUACCAACUGUUCGUAGAGCGGUAUGGAGAAGAGCCGCGGUUGCCUGGCCUCGACGAAUUCACUCCCGACCAUCUCUUCUACCUCGGAUUCGCUAAUGUCUGGUGCGAACACAAGACUGCCCAAUCCGUUUUGACUCAGCUGGCAGUAGACCCUCACUCUCCAGGAAGGUUCAGGGUCUUGGGGUCUCUCUCUAACGACGCCGAAUUCUCCCGCGUGUGGAACUGCCCUGCCGGUUCACCAAUGAAUCGUGGCGAUGAUAGCUGCCUCCUGUGGUAGUGGCUGAAGGAGGGAAGGUGGAGAGGACGAGGGAGGAGGUGAAUGGUGAAAAUGGAUGAUUUACGUGGAAAUCUAUUGGUGAAAAUAUUUUUUUUAACGAAAUUUGGGUUUAUAUUGUGAUAAAGCCGUAUGUUAAAACAAUACUAAUUGGAUUCAUACUGCCUUAUGUAUAAACUUUUUGUUUGUGUUUAUUAUUUUUUUCUGGCUAAUUUCCUUUUAAUGAAGUCUGAUUAGUUUGAUAUUUUGCAAACUUGAAUACUGAAACAAGUUACUUCAUAAAGUAAAUCAAUUGGACUGUUGAUAAAAAAAAAUUCACGUGUAAGACGAACAAAUAUAUGUAUUAUACAAUAACCAAUAAAUAAUACAUUUAUAACCAUA
Messenger RNA from Penaeus chinensis, 3447 nucleotides. Its product is annotated as neprilysin-1-like. The coding region runs from base 199 to 3069 and encodes 956 amino acids. Lineage: Eukaryota; Metazoa; Arthropoda; Malacostraca; Decapoda; Penaeidae. Gene Ontology annotation, molecular function: metalloendopeptidase activity. The transcript is spliced from 19 exons. Gene Ontology annotation, biological process: protein processing. The record is from RefSeq and is a predicted model, not a curated record. Gene Ontology annotation, cellular component: plasma membrane.